Lactuca virosa is the source of this 1083-nucleotide messenger RNA. NCBI's taxonomy places the organism in Eukaryota, Viridiplantae, Streptophyta, Magnoliopsida, Asterales, Asteraceae. The record is from the annotation of a GenBank genome assembly.
UACACUAAAAACAGUAUUCAACAUCGCUCAUACACAAUUCUUUGACACAUAAAUAAUAUCCAGUAGUCUCAUAGUAAUGGAGGUUUCUUCUCUUAACAAAACACUAAUCCUGCUGAUUCUCCUGUUAGCCACCUUGGCGCGAGGCCAAGGCAAUCGGGGUAGAGGCCAGGGCACCCGGGUUGGCUUCUACAGAGCCACCUGCCCAAGGGUCGAAUCAAUAGUCCAAUCAGCGGUUCAGUCUGCUGUCCAAUCCAACCCCACUAUUGCACCUGGUUUACUUCGGAUGUUCUUCCAUGACUGCUUCGUCAACGGCUGUGAUGCAUCUAUACUAAUUGAAGGCCCGUCAACUGAAAAGGCUUCCGGACCCAACUCCCUGUUGAGAGGCUUUGAAGUUAUUGAUGCUGCAAAGGGCCAGCUCGAAACUGCAUGCCCUGGUGUGGUCUCUUGUGCUGAUAUUGUUGCCCUAGCUGCCCGUGAUUCUGUUGUACUGACGGGUGGACGUAGGUGGCAGGUGCCAUUAGGGCGCAGAGAUGGAUUGGUUUCGCAAGCAUCGGAUACUGCUAACUUGCCAGCGGCUACCGACCCUAUUACUGUUCAAAUUAGAAAGUUUGCUGAUAAAGAUCUUAAUACCCAAGAUCUUGUAACUCUUGUAGGAGGACACACAAUUGGAACAUCAGCUUGUCUGCUAUUCAGCUAUAGACUAUACAACUUCAACAAUACCAAUGGACCCGACCCGGAUAUAAACCAAGCCUUCCUACCACAGCUCCGGGCCCUAUGCCCCAAUGGUGGCAAUGCUUUUAGGCGUGUGGACUUGGAUACCGGCAGUGUUAAUAGCUUUGGCAAUUCCUUCUACGAAAACUUGAGGAAUGGACGGGGAGUUAUUGAAUCCGAUGCAAAGCUAUGGAGUGACAGGAGGACUCAGAGGUAUGUACAAGGGUUCUUGGGUGUUAGAGGCCAACCUGGAUCGCGAUUCAACGCUGAGUUUGGAAGAGCAAUGGUGAAGAUGGGUAAUACUGAGGUGAAAACUGGGAGACAAGGACAAAUUCGUAGGGUUUGUACGGCCAUCAAUUAAGGAUUGUGGGU